Molecule: messenger RNA, 3817 nt
Organism: Esox lucius (northern pike)
Lineage: Eukaryota; Metazoa; Chordata; Actinopteri; Esociformes; Esocidae
Gene: naa50
Product: N-alpha-acetyltransferase 50, NatE catalytic subunit
Exons: 5
Coding region: 175-684 (169 amino acids)
Biological process (GO): mitotic sister chromatid cohesion
Cellular component (GO): NatA complex
Molecular function (GO): acyltransferase activity, transferring groups other than amino-acyl groups
Source: RefSeq, a predicted model, not a curated record
GUUGACAUUCUGUCGUGGAGGAGCACGGUAGCUUAGCUAACAGCUAGCAACAUACAUGUGGAGGGUACAACGGGAGGCAACCCCAACCCGAACUCUGUCAAAUUUCCCCCGUCCGAGCCGUAAACUACUCAGAACUUCAUUCACAUUGAAACUAAGGAAUAACAGUAGUUGACAAUGAAAGGCCGGAUCGAGCUGGGGGAUGUUACACCCCACAACAUUAAACAGUUGAAACGCCUCAACCAGGUCAUCUUUCCUGUCAGCUACAACGACAAAUUCUACAAGGAUGUGCUCGAAGUGGGAGAGCUCGCCAAACUAGCAUACUUCAAUGAUAUCGCAGUGGGGGCAGUAUGCUGCAGAGUGGAUCACUCUCAGAACCAGAAGAGACUGUACAUCAUGACACUGGGAUGCCUAGCACCCUACCGCAGAUUAGGCAUAGGAACGAAGAUGCUAAACCAUGUGUUAAACAUCUGUGAGAAGGACGGCACCUUUGACAACAUUUACCUUCAUGUGCAGAUCAGCAACGAGUCAGCCAUCGACUUCUACCAGAAGUUUGGCUUUGAGAUCAUCGAGACGAAAAAGAACUACUACAAGAGGAUAGAGCCGGCGGACGCCCAUGUGCUUCAGAAGAGCCUGCGCAGCCAGUGUACCACGCCCCCUGGUGGAGAGCUGCAGAAGGCAGAGUAGAGGCUUCGGCAAGAGCUUGGUGGUGCCCCGCCUCCCCAAAAACGGAACUGUGACAGAUGCCGGAGGGUCGACACGUUCGCCACUUUCUUUAAAGGACGUUAAAAAGAGAAAAAGAAAUUCAAAGUAUAAAAAAAAAAACAUUACAUGGCUGCAUUUUUAUUUUGCAAGAGAAUCAAAUGAUAAGUCCGCAAAAUGUUCCAUUUAUUUUUAUUUUUACUCAUUUUCUUCAUUUAGAGAUUUGAAAAACAAAGGGUUCAGAAUCCCAAAGUUCUCUGAAAAGCUGCCACCUUAAGACAGUUUCAACAUGGUGGGGUGGGUUCUGUAUUUGCAAAUCAUACUGUUUGUUUUAAAUGUGGUUAUAAAGAAAAGGGGACAUUUCUGUUUGGAAAAAACAAAACAAUAGAACUGAAGAGGGGAAAAUACUUUACAGUAAGAGACUAUCGUUGACAAAGGAAGUCCCCAACUGGCAAACUUGAUUUAUUGAGACCUCAUUGUGACACAUUUGGGACACUCAACUCAACCCCGCUCAGCACCUGAGCCCAGGGACUUGUGGAAAGAGUUUUUACUUGUGGAUUCUGGCAAUAUGCAAAGUGUGAGCCUUGCACUGUGAUGCAAUGCCUCCUUGAAUAUGGCAAUGCUCUGACACCAGUCCAGAGGGGGGGGGGGGGGAGAGGAGGAAAGCGCGCCCGACAGAGUGGGCAUGAGGAAGGAUGAACGGUUUUGAGGUUUUGGGUGAUUUUAGGGAGUGGAUUUCCACUAGGGGUCGAUCGAUUAUCAGUCUGACCGAUAUUUUGAUCCGAUAUUCAUUUUUAACAAUCGAAAUCGUUCUUUUGUCUGAUAUAACUGCCGAUAAAAUACUUAGUAUUAAAUGCGCUUCGCUGGCAGCCGCAUCUUUCUGAACGAUUUCUGCUUGUAUUGCUCAAUGUCCUACCUGCAGAAUUAUCAGAUGGCACAAGUAAAUAGCCAAUCAACACUGUCAUAUUUGUGAGAGAGACGUGGGAAAGAAGAACGCAGAGAGAUAUAUGGCUAAGACGAGAGGUAAGAAUACUCACGUUGGCACAAAUAUCACCCUAAUCGUUUUCUAUGACAAUACCCAGUUUUGGUUUUUUUGUAGACAAACGUAACUCCACCGAAAAUGCCUGAACUAAUGUUUUAGUGCAGUCUACUAGCAGAAAAACUGACUGGAAAACGAUUUUUUGGGACCCACGUGUAAUAAGGCAAAGAUGAUAAACCAUCCACAUCUGAUAUGCAAAAGUUCCUGCCGAAUGGUUUUUGUUGCAGUAAAAUAUGGCUAACGCUGAUGUUGAGUUUUUUUUUUAUGCAGUGAUGUUUUUGUGUAACAACGUCAGUACGAAUGCAAUUAGAUAGCUAACGUUCUUAGUAUGGUUACAAUAUAUUAGAGAAUACUUGCCCGUAUUUAAGUUUUUACAUGAUGAUGGUAGCUAGGUUUAGCAGAAGUAACGUCAACUCUACUAACGUAAGAGAUUUCACCUCCGUUGUGAGGAAAUUCUGUUGCCUAUAAUUUGCAAUUUACUGGCUACCUAGCAAACAACAUGAACCUGAUCGUUGAAUUAAUUAGCAAACGUUUUUUGAAUGCGAUAGUUAGUGUAACUUUAACACGUUUAUUUGUUUACCGUUAAUUUGGUCAGCCGUCUGGCAAAAAUCUUGACAUAACAUUAAUUCUUGCACGUCUCUUAUACCAAGGCUGGUCAUGCUCUUAAACGCAAUAGCAGAAAUACUCGCCAGUAAUAAUGUUGUUUGGAUCCCUGUUAUGAUGUUACUACAUUACGUUCAAAGGAUUGGAACCACGUACACACAAAGGAUUUCCAAUGCUUUUGUACUGUAAUAAGAGAAGCAUUUUUGUGCUUUAAGCAUUUUUUCUUUUGACCCUCUUAACUUUCUCUUUUGAAACUCUCCCUUUCAUUGCAAAUGGCAACACCACAGAAAAGUCAAAGUUACAGAAACGUUUUACUUAAUUCAUUUAUACAGGAAAGAAACCUGGCAAAGAUUGUAAAAUGUACCUGAUUUGGGAAGCUAUUUAGUUUAUUUUUUUUCUAUAUGAAAUUUCAGUUCACAAGAAAUGCUGCUAGGAGAUCCCUGCACUUUAUUCUUCAAAAUAUGUUUCAACCUUUCUGUUUUCUAGUACUCAAUAUUUUGACAGCAAACAAAUCAUUUUUACCGUAAAUAUAAAUCGGACCCAAAUAUUGGUCAUCGAUCUCCUUGAUCACUAAUAAUCGGAAUCGGCCCUGAAGAAAAACAUAUCGGUCGGCCCCUAAUUUCCACACUUUGUUUCAGAAUGAUUUUGUUUCUCAACCCAUCUAUUUAAUUCCCUCUUCAGCUUUUAUUUCCUCAUAAGGUUAUAAUUUUAAAAAUAAUUUUACACAUUGAGAUCCCGACAGUUUCAGUGCUUCUCCUGGGCCUGUCACAGAUGCUGUGUGAGAGUUUGGGUAACCUUCAGAGAGAUCAGUAUAAGGCAAAAGUCUGGCUGUGUUCUCUCACAGACAGCCCAUUUCAGAUAUUUUUUUCUUCCUCACUAAUUGGUAAUUGCCCGAUCACAUCAGAUAUUUUUUCAUCCCAUCUUUUCUAGAGCAUGUGAAAGUCAGGAUUAGGCCGCGUUUGAGGAUAUUGACUUUUGUCAACGGUGACAGCGAACAUAAUGUCUAGCAGGGGGUACCUGUCUGUUUAAGGACUACAACAGUUGAACUGACCUACUAUGAUGGAGGUAUUUGCUUGGGAGGUCAUGAGUGAGAUUACUUCUGAUUAGAUUGGUACUUCAUGGGUAGCCUUAUGAGCAGUUGGUUACCACGGCUGACCUUUAGUGGCCCUCCAAUAGGACCCCAAGCCAGUCACUACAGGCGCUAUAUCAGUAACCUAUCUGUCUGCUUCACUCAUGACCACCUCCAUCUGUUGACUGCUGUAGGACAGCUGUGUGUUGGUUUGGGAGUGUCCUUUCUGCAGGACCCCUCAAAAGCAGAAGCCCAGGAGAAACCCUAAUGCACUGCAUGCUUGGAGAGUAGUGCCCUUUCCACUGUAGUCAAAGCAUGUUUUGUUUUCUUUCUUUGAAGAAUUUUAUCUUUUCUGGAGCUCUAUAUUGUAAGACUUUUUAACCUCUAAAUAAAAGAUACUAUUUGCA